AUGGUUUCGCUGGUGCAGGUCUCUCUGCUCAUCAAGCUGGGCAGUUACUCUGCCCUGUUCCUCAGCGUGGCCUAUGGAGCCAGGCGCUACAAUUACCCAAAACCCUGGGCAGAAGAAGAGAGGAGGAUAGCAGCUGAGGAGAAAAAGGAGCGGGAUAAGCAGAAAUGCAUGGAGUGA
This is a messenger RNA of Dama dama (fallow deer), 177 nucleotides long. RefSeq names its product ATP synthase subunit e, mitochondrial-like. Gene Ontology annotation, biological process: proton motive force-driven ATP synthesis. Lineage: Eukaryota; Metazoa; Chordata; Mammalia; Artiodactyla; Cervidae. The record is from RefSeq and is a predicted model, not a curated record. The coding region runs from base 1 to 177 and encodes 58 amino acids. Gene Ontology annotation, molecular function: proton transmembrane transporter activity. The transcript has a single exon.